AGUCGUUGUCUGGCGCUCCUCUUUCAAAUAGCUGCAAGGAAGAGAAGAAGUUGAGACUGUCAGAAGUGAUGUUAAUAGCGUGCUUUGAUGUUGGUAUCUUAAUACUCACGCGUUCUGAAGUAAUUAACUAACGAUGUGCAUUUUAAACUGGCAAACAGGCAUACUGUCUGUUUUUCGAAAUGCGUAGGAGAAAGAUUUAAAAGCUAGCUAGCUACCCAUCUCCUACACUGAACAAAAUGCCUCUUAUUCCUGCAAAUCAACCUCAGCUUAUUCGCUCGAGUCAAAAAGAUGAGUAUUACCAGAACUGUCUCCGCAAUAACACCAACGAAGCCUUCCAGACUUUUGCAGGAUCCAAAAGAUGGCUCGAAUGGAGAAAAGAGAUUGAGUUACUUGCAGAUCUUGCAUACUAUAGUUUAACAACAUAUGCGGGAUACCAGACUCUGGGCGAGGAGUAUGUUAGCAUGGUCCAAGUGGACCCCUCGAAACGUAGGGUACCCUCCCAUAGUCGGCGAGCUGCUCUGGUCUUCCUCCACACCUUUCUGCCCUACUGCCUGGACAAACUUUUGGUAUACCUGGAAAAUGACCUCCAGGCUGAGGAUCUGGACUCGCACGCAAGCCCGGGUGAGGCUGGCCAUCGGUGGAGCCCAGCUUCAUGUGUGCGGGCCCAGAUCCGGCGGCUGGUGAGACUGCUGACGGAGCCCCAGAGGAAGGCCCUGCUGCCGAUGCUCCUCGUGUUCCAGCAGGCCGUCACCCUGCUGCACAGGUUCCAUGUGGCCGUCUUCUACCUCAGCGGGACCUUCUACCACCUCAGCAAGAGGGCAACGGGUAUUACUUAUCUGCGUGUUCUGGACAUGUCCGGCGAUGACCGGCUGAUCCGCAGCAGCUACAGAGCGCUGGGCGUGGUGUCCCUGCUGCAGCUUGCCCUCACUCUACUGCUGCAGUUCAACAACUUGAGGCAGAGACAGAGAGCCAGACAGGAGUGGAAACUGCACCGAAAUCUACCUUCCAGUGCCCAGCCAGUGGAAGCCUCUGGUUCCCGGGCCUCUCGCUGUAUUCUGUGUCUGGAGGAGCGGCGACACUCUACCAGUACUCCCUGUGGGCACCUCUUCUGCUGGGAGUGCAUCACCGAGUGGUGCAACACCAAGGCGGAAUGUCCAUUAUGUCGUGAGAAAUUCCUGCCGCACAGACUGGUGUAUCUGCGGAAUUAUAGAUAGAGGAUCUGCAUGACAUUGCAUGACGUUGAUUUUGAUCAUUCGAUAAUUGCUAUCAUUUACCCCCGUGGACAUUUAAUAAUGAAUCAAGUGUGAUUUUGUUUUGUGUUCGAUUUCUAAUUGAGUAUAACUUAAAAAAAAAACAUUGAAUGUAUUUCUAAAUACUGGAUUGUAUCAGUCCGCAUAAAUGUAAUUUGUGUAAUUUUGUUUUAUAUCAGCAGCCUUAAUAUAAUGGAAGUUACCCAGAUUAAUAAACUCCCCCCAUGAGA
Molecule: messenger RNA, 1480 nt
Organism: Paramormyrops kingsleyae
Lineage: Eukaryota; Metazoa; Chordata; Actinopteri; Osteoglossiformes; Mormyridae
Gene: pex10
Product: peroxisomal biogenesis factor 10
Biological process (GO): protein import into peroxisome matrix
Cellular component (GO): peroxisomal membrane
Molecular function (GO): zinc ion binding
Source: RefSeq, a predicted model, not a curated record